AUGAGAGAUAACCACGAAGCUAAUGAUCAGAAUGGAGAUCAUGAGAAUGCUGAUGAUUGGGAUUAUAGUGGGAAUGAUGAAGGUGACGAACAUUCUUCUAAUAAUAAUCAUUUAGAUUCUAUAGAUUAUGAUGAUUAUUAUGAUGGUGACGAGCUACAAGAUGAUGAUGAUGCUGAUGAGAUGCCUGAAGAUGAGGAGGAGGAUGAAAAUGAUUAUAAUCAUGAAAGUGAUCUAGAUGGUGAAAUAGAUAUGCCUUCUUUUAGAGGUGGUGCAGCAGUUUUUGAAGAGCUUUUAGGAAAUAUGGGAAAUUCUCACACUGUGUUCCGGAGAAAUGCAGAGAGACAAAGUGGUUCAACUAAUGGCGAUUCUGAUGGUAUUACUCACAUCGAUGAUGAUAAUACAGAGACUUCCAAUACAAGACAAAUCCCUGGAAACAUUCAGGAUUUAUUUUCUAUGUUUCAGAAUAAUAUGUUUACAGGUGCAAUUCCAGGAGCUGGUAAUUCAGGAAGAGUUAAAAGGUUAAAGAAGUUGGUUGAUAAUAUUGUUAAUGCAGAAGAGGACCCGUAUAUUGCUAUGGAGAGUUUAAGAGAAUUGUCUGAACAGUUGUUAAUGAUGAAUCAAAUAGUUAUUGAUAGGGUUCUGCCUGUUGAAGAGUUGCUUGAAAGUUUGAUUAACAUUUUUAGAAACCCACUAUUGAUAGAACAAUUAGAAUUACAACUGAUGGCAGGUCGUUGCUUGCAUAGUUUAUUUGAAGUCGAUCCUGAUUGUAUGUCAAUCGCUAUUGAAAAGGAUAUUGUGGUUACUUUACAAUCAAAACUUGAAGAAAUUAGUUACAUUGAUUUGGCAGAACAAGUAUUGGAAACUUUAGAAUAUAUUUCAAGAGUCCACUGCAAAGAUAUUUUGGAGGCCGGUAACUUAUUGACGUACAUACAAUUCUUUGAUUUUUUUACUAUUCAUGCACAAAGAAAAGCCAUCUCCUGUAUUGUCAAUGCUUGCAGUAAAUUAGAAAUUAAAUACUUCCCAAUAAUUCAGGAAAUCAUGCCAUUACUUCAAACAAUUUUUUUGCAAAAUGUUGAUGAUAAUAUUAUGACAAAAUUAAUUAAUAUAAUUUGUUGCAUAUGUGCUGGUUUGAAUAAACAUUUCAAUUUUGAUGAAUUAUUCACAAUUGAAACCGCUAACAAAAUAAUAUAUUUAAUUUCCUCAUAUGAUUUGUCAGUUGAUAAUAAGGUUAAAUGCAUCGAUAUCCUUUCGAUUUUCGUUAUUAAGUCUGAAGCGAUAUCAUUAGGGUUUCUAAACUCUAAUAAGGCAGUUCCUAUGGUACUUAAAUGCAUCGAAAAUUAUGAAAAUAAGACCCAUGCCAAAGACAAUGAAUCAGAAACAAAAGAAAAUACCUUCUUUAAUGAAACUUUAAUGUUUGUUCCUGAUAAUUUGUUAAUAUCGCUUUCCAGAUUUUUAACUGUUUUGCUUCCAGAAGAACCUGAUAAUUCGUUGACCCAUGCAAACGCACUUUUAGAUAAAAGCAAAUUUAAGAAAGAUGAAUUACAAGACAUGCUGUUAGAAAUGAUACCAAUUUUAAUUGGUAUUUAUAUCAAUACUGUAGAUUACAGUAUUAAAUCUUACGCUUCAUUAGCUCUUCUAAGAUCUAUUUGUCAAUUGAAUAGUGCAAGUUUAGAAGCUGUCAAAGAAAAAAUUGUUUUGCUUUUUGAGCCAUCAUUUUUCAAAAUGCUUGAAAAUAAUAUACAUCUCACAAACAAUAAACUGGAAACAUAUAUAUCUCUAGAACUAUUAACAAUAUUAGUUGUUCUAUUCUCAGAUUUUGAAGCAAUAUUUAUGGAUACUAUUAAAAAAGAAGGUAUUCUUGAUUAUAUUAAGUCAUUAUAUUAUAAAAUUGAGCUCUUAGAUGUCAAGGAGAUAAACCAAAUGGAUGUCGAUAGUGAAAAUGAAACAAAUAAUGCAAGGGACGAGUUUAACAAUGAUAGUGAUAAUGAUAGUGCCAUACAGCAUAGUUAUGAUGAAAUGAAUGUUCCAGAUUUUGUCAAACCUAAACUAAUCAAAUUUGAUAUUUUUAGAUAUGAAACUCAAGCUCAAAUGACAACUAGAGUUUUAAAUAUGUCUAACUUUCUAUACCAAAAAGUGAAAUCAGUAUCUGUUGUAGAAAACGAUAAAAUAUCUGCUAUUAAAAAUGUUUUAAAUAAAUUAAAACAAUAUGAUAUUCAAAAUUAUAGCUAUAAUGACUGGGUUGACAUAUGGACACUUUUGAAAUCCACAAUGUUCAAAAAUGGAAGCAAUAUUUCUAGUUAUGAACUUACAACAUCAGGGCUGCUGAAAACUUUGGUUGAAGUAUUAUCCAGUUCGGAUAUGCAUAUUAAGAGAUUUUUUCUCGAAGUUUUUGAAUCUAAAUUAGAAGAGUUAGUUUCUAUUUUACAGUCAGCUCUGUCAAAGUUAGAGGAUAUUUCAAUUUUAGAAUCUGGUCUGCAAGGCGAUGAAGGUGGCAUUUCAUCAUUAAGUAAAGAAGUGGAAGUUCAAUUAGUUUAUAAAUCGGACGGUGUAAAGGAUAACAUACCAAUUAAUUUAAGGUCAGUCAAAGUAUCUAUACAUUCGAUUGCAUCGUUAAAAAUGCUGAAUGAUUUUUUAAAACAUAAAGUUGCACAGUCGAUGUUUCUAACCUCGUUAUUACCUGGUUUUAAGAAUGAAACUACUAAUUCCGAAAAUGCCAUGGCAAGUCUUAAAAAUAUUGACUUUAAAUUUUCUAUUGGUGAGAACAAAUUCAGUUCAAACGAAACUAUUUUUGGAGCCAUUUAUAGGCAUUGGACGGAAACACAUAAUGAGACUAAUUUAAAUUCAAUGUGGCUGGAGGUGCCAACUAUCUACUAUGAAAAGGUAGAGGAAGAUGAUGAUGAUGAAACAGAAAUGUUGAAUAAUAUAAGUAAUAAUAUCAAACCUAAAUUUGAUGGUUCUCUUGUUGAAGAUUUGUUGGAAUUUUUGAAAAUUUUGAAGGACUCAAAAUUGCCUAAUGAGUUAUUCAUUAAUUCCAAAAUAAGUGGGAAAUUAUCAAGACAAUUAGAUGAACCUUUAAUAGUUGCUAGUGGUGUACUACCAAGUUGGGUUCUUCAGUUAACUAAGAAUUACCAUUUUUUAUUUCCAUUUGACAUUAGGAUGUUUUACCUACAAUGUUCUUCUUUUGGCUAUGGAAGAUUAAUUGAAAGAUGGUUGUUCAGAAGUGGUAGAAUGAAAGAUCAAAGUAGCGACAAUCCAUUACAACAAUUAGGUACUCUAACAAAAAAUAAAGUUAAAUUAUCUAGGGAUAACUUGUUUGCCAGUGGUUUAAAAACUAUAGAUAAGUAUGGAUCUAAUAGAAAUACUUUAGAAAUUGAGUACAUAGAUGAGGAGGGUACCGGUUUAGGGCCUACCUUGGAAUUUUAUGCGUCUAUGUCGUUGGAAUUUGCAAAACCUUUGUUAGAUAUUUGGUUAUGUGAUGAGGAAGUGGGAAAUACUGAUACUAAGUUUAUUGAACAAGAACUAUUUCCAAAGCCAUUGAGUACAUGCUCAGAUGCGAAUAAAACUAUAGAACUUUUUAGGAUUUUAGGUAAAUUUAUUGCGAAAUCCAUGUUGGAUGGAAGAAUUGUAGAUUUUAGGUUUAAGGAAGUCUUUUUUCAGUUGUUACAUGAGCGAAUAGUAGCUGAUGAUACAAAAAAUUCUUCAAGAAAACAGAUAUUGUAUUCUCUAGAUAUUUUAUCAUUAGUGGAUACAAAUUUAUCUCAAUCAUUAAAAUAUCUUUAUAAUAACAUGUCUGAUAAUGACAUCAUAAAAGGUUUAGAUCUAAAUUUUGUGUUACCAGGUAAACAAAUAGUGGAAAUUAUCGAUGGUGGCAAUAACAUAUUAGUCACGAGCGAUAAUGUGGAAAAGUAUAUCACUGGUGUUAUCGACCAAAUGUUAUAUACAGGUAUCGAAAAACAACUAGAUGCAUUUAUAAAAGGUUUUUCGGAAUGCUUUCCUUAUAAAAAUUUGCUAAUUUUAACACCGAAAGAAUUAGUAGAGUUAUUUGGGAAAGAAGAAGAAGAUUGGUCAGAAAGUACAUUGUAUUCUUCUAUCAAAGCAGAACAUGGAUAUACUAUGGAUUCACAAACAGUUCAUGAUUUAAUAAACAUUCUGAAAUAUUUUAACAUCAACCAGAGGAGGCUAUUUUCGCAAUUCUUAACAGGUUCUCCAAAGUUACCAAUUGGUGGUUUCAAGUGUUUAAAACCUAAACUCACAGUUGUUUUGAAAACUCCUGAAGAUAAUUUAACUCCAGACCAAGUCCUUCCAAGUGUUAUGACUUGUGCAAAUUAUUUGAAACUUCCAAAAUACUCGAGCAAAGAAAUAUUGAAGUCAAGGAUUGACCAGGCGAUGAGAGAAGGUUCCGGUGCAUUUUUGCUGUCUUAA
Messenger RNA from Tetrapisispora phaffii CBS 4417, 4422 nucleotides. RefSeq names its product putative ubiquitin-protein ligase UFD4 (gene UFD4). The record is from RefSeq and is a predicted model, not a curated record. Gene Ontology annotation, biological process: proteasome-mediated ubiquitin-dependent protein catabolic process; protein polyubiquitination. Bases 1 to 4422 code for a protein of 1473 amino acids. Gene Ontology annotation, cellular component: nuclear speck. NCBI's taxonomy places the organism in Eukaryota, Fungi, Ascomycota, Saccharomycetes, Saccharomycetales, Saccharomycetaceae. Gene Ontology annotation, molecular function: ubiquitin protein ligase activity. The transcript has a single exon.